Messenger RNA from Sebastes umbrosus (honeycomb rockfish), 5995 nucleotides. It is a transcript of the gene jakmip3, whose product is annotated as Janus kinase and microtubule interacting protein 3. Lineage: Eukaryota; Metazoa; Chordata; Actinopteri; Perciformes; Sebastidae. The transcript has 24 exons. The record is from RefSeq and is a predicted model, not a curated record. Gene Ontology annotation, molecular function: microtubule binding; kinase binding. Bases 1061 to 3598 code for a protein of 845 amino acids.
GAUGAUGCUUUGAUGAUGAUGUGAUGAUGAUGUGAUGAUGAUGUGAUGAUGUGAUGAUGUGAUGAUGCUGUGAUGAUGAUGUGAUGAUGAUGUGAUGAUGUGAUGAUGCUGUGAUGACGGCGGUUGUCCAGCAGAUGGAGACAGAGCUCUGGAGGUUUCAGCUCUGUGUUACACUGAAGGAUGCUGGGAGGAAGAAGAGGAGGAAGAAGAGGAGGAAGAAGAGGAGGAGGAGGAGGACUGGAUGACGCCAACAGAGGCUGCAGAGAUGCUAACAGCAUCGACACACAAACACUCACUGACAGGAGCUAAAUGCUGACAGAGACAGACAGAUAGAGAGAGAGACAGACAGGUCUACAGAGAGAGAGACAGGGGGACAGACAGGUAGGUGGAAGGAGGCUGAUGCUGGCAGCUAACACACACACACAGUGAGCUGCAGUGAAGCUAGCUGGUUAGCAUGCUCAGAAUAGGAGGCUAACCGACUGUCACACACACACACACACACACACACACACAUACACGCACGCGCGCACACACACACACACACACACACACACGUGCACACACACACACACACACACACACACACACACACACACACACACACACACACUCAAGCGAUGCAGUGUCCGAGGCUUCCUAUUGGACGGAGGUGAUCAGAGACCUGGACCCCCCAACGUGUCCCAGGACCGGACUUCACGUGUUGACCCCCCCAACGUGCCGGGCCAAGACAGGGUCUCCGUUUAACCCGGACCAGGACCCAGUCUCCGUUUGACCCGAACCAGGACCUGGUCUCCGUUUAACCCGGACCAGGACCCGGUCUCUGUUUGACCCGGACCAGGACCCGGUCUGUGUUUGACCCGGACCAGGACCCGGUCUCUGUUUGACCCGGACCAGGACCCGGUCUCUGACCUUUGCUUUGGUAGGUGCUGUCUCACUGACUCAGGUGUGUGUCUCUGUGUGUGUCUCUGUGUGUGUCUCUGUGUGUCCUCAGGUCCAGAUGUAGUCCAUCUUCUGAUUGACGGACAGCUGGUUGGGGAGGCGGAGCCUGCAGGUGGGGGUGAUGUCAAAGAGAGCAGCGGGGGGGCGAGGGAAGGGGGAGCGACCUGACGCCAUGGCAACGCUUCAAGCAGCCAAUGAGGAGCUGAGAGCCAAACUGACGGACAUCCAGAUAGAACUACAACAUGAGAAGAACAAGGUGAGCCGUCUGGAGAGGGAGAAGAGCCAGGAGCUGAAGGCGGAGCAUCACCGGGCGACGGUGACCGUGACGGAGCUGAAGACCAAACUCCAUGAGGAGAAGCAGAAGGAGCUGGCGGUUACCAGAGAGACGUUACUACGGCAACACGAGAUGGAGCUGAUGAGGGUCAUCAAGAUCAAAGACGGAGAGAUUCAGCGCCUCAACGGCCUGGUGCUGACGCUGAGGGACGGGUCCACAGACAAGGUGCGGAGCGCCCUGCUGGUGGAGGUGGAGGAGGCGAGGAGGAGCUGGGAGGCGGAGCGUUGUCGCCUCCAGCAGGAGGUUCAGGAGCAGAGAGGAGCCAAGAGGAGCGCUGAGGAGGCUCUGACGUCGGCUCAGCAGGCCAGCCAGGCCCGAGCAGCCGAGCUCCGAUCGGCUCAUCACCAGCACCAGGAGGAGCUGAACAGAACCAAGAGGGACUGUGAGAGGGAGAUCCGCCGCCUGAUGGAUGAGAUAAAGCUGAAGGACCGAGCGGUCAGUGUUUUGGAUAAAGCCCUUGGUCUGCAGGCUGGCCACGCCCACCGCCUCCAGCUGCAGACUCAGGCUGCCGAACAGCAAAUCGCAUCCCUGAGAGACGCUCAGAGGGCGGGGCUAAACUACCCCGGCCUCGCCCUAAACCCCGCCCCUAACACUGCUCCUCACAUCACUCAGGAGGACCGGGACACUCGCAGGUUUCAGUUAAGAAUUGCUGAGCUCAGCGCCGUCGUCAGGAAGCUGGAGGAUCGGAACGCUCUGCUGUCAGAGGAACGCAACGAACUGCUGAAGCGUCUCCGGGAGACGGAGAGUCAGUUUCUUCCUCUUCUGGAUAAAAACAAGCGUCUGAGCAGGAAGAACGAGGAUCUGGCUCUCUCUCUGCGUCGCCUCGACAACAAGCUCCGCUUCGUUACCCAGGAGAACAUGGAGAUGGUAACUAUGAGGAGACCGAGUUCUUUAAACGACCUGGACCGCAGCCACUCCACCAGUUACCAUGGUUACAGCCACGACGAGCGGGAGAUGGAGUUUCUACGGUUACAAGUUCUGGAGCAGCAACACAUCAUCGAUGACCUGUCCAAGGCUCUGGAGACAGCUGGUUACGUAAAGAAUGUUAUAGAGAGAGACAUGUUACUGAGAUACAGACGUCAGGACUCAGUCAGGAGGAAACGAACCUUCAGAGCCUGCAGGGUCAUAGAGACGUUCUACGGUUAUGAUGAGGAAGCGUCGGCGGACUCUGAUGGAUCGUCUUUGUCGUUUCACACCGACAGAACUCCAGAUACAGAACCAGACGAGGUGUGUGUGCGUGAUGAUGCAGAGUUCCGGUACCGUCAGCUGACUCAGGAGUAUCAGGCGCUGCAGCGAGCUUAUGCUCUGCUGACGGAGACGAGCGGAGGCAACUACGACGCCGAGAAGGAGAUCAAGACCAGAGAGCAGCUGCUGGCUGAAAUCAGUCGAUAUGAAACCAGAGUAGCAGAUCUGGAAUCGGCCCUGAAGCAACAAGGACGGGAUGUCCAGUGGGUGGAGGAGAAGCAGUCGUUGUAUCAGAGGAAUCAGCAGCUGGUAGAGAAGGUGAAGCGGAUGGAAGGUGAAGAACUGAAGCUGGAGAACGACAUCCAGGACGUCAGAGACCAGAACGAACUGCUGGAGUUCAGGAUCCUAGAGCUCGAGGAGAGGGAGCGACGCUCACCUGCCAUUAACUUCCAACACAUCCAUUUCCCAGAAGGCCUCAGUCCUCUACAGAUCUACUGCGAGGCAGAGGGAGUCGCUGAGAUCGUGAUCAGUGAGUUGAUGAAGAAGCUGGACAUUCUGGGAGAUAACGCCGUAAGUAACCUGUCCAAUGACGAGCAGGUGGUGGUGAUCCAGGCCAGGACUGUCCUCACUCUGGCAGAGAAGUGGUUGGAGUCCAUCGAGGUGACCAAGUCGGCUCUGCAGCAGAAGAUGUUGGACAUUGAGAGUGAGAAGGACCUGUUCAGUAAACAGAAGGGUUACCUGGAUGAAGAGCUGGACUACAGGAAGCAGUCCAUGGAUCAGGCUCAUAAGAGGAUCCUGGAGCUGGAGGCCAUGUUGUUUGAGGCUCUGCAGCAGGAGGAGGAGUUCAGGAUGGAGGGAUUAAAGAUGGAGAAGGGUCGUCUGUCUGAAACACUGACGGAGGACGAGAGGGACAGCCUGAGGAGAGCUAUGGACCAAUGGAAACGAUCGGUGAUGUGUGAGCUGAGAGAGAGAGACGUCCAGAUCCUCCGAGAGAGGAUGGAGAUACUGCAGCUCACACAACAGAGGAACAAGGAGCUGGAGGAAUUUAUAGAAGCACAAAAACGACAGAUUAAAGAGCUGGAGGAGAAGUUUCUAUUCCUCUUUCUAUUCUUCUCUUUGGCGUUCAUCCUCUGGUCCUAACAGCAGCUGGGUGUGCAGCCUCCAGAGUCCAGCAGCUGAACACUCAGCAGGGUCGGCUCAGUCUGAUCGGACCGAAGCGACAUGAGGAUUCAGAAGGAUUCAGGGUUUGAACCAGCAGCUUCCUGACUGAGGCACGUUGGCUUCACUGCCCCACUGACCUGCCUCUGGCUGCUGUCAGCCAAUCAGAGCAGAGCCCAGCUGUCAGCUGACUCUGGAACUACACCGUCACACCUCAAGGACGAAGACAAGGAUGGUUUCCACGGCCACAGAUGAACGUUGUGUUUCAGACAAGUGAAAUCCACAACGGCAAUAUGCUAACUAGCUUCCUGUUAGCUACUGUUUACCAGGAAGUUCUUGUUCAGACACCUGAUAUGUAGCUGACACACAUUCUGGCCUCAGGAGGCCGGCUGGACCAAAGUGGUGCUGGACGACACACAGUGUUAGCUCAGCUAGCUGGACGACGCACAGUGUUAGCUCAGCUAGCUGGACGACGCACAGUGUUAGCUCAGCUAGCUGGACGACACACAGUGUUAGCUCAGCUAGCUGGACGACGCACAGUGUUAGUUCAGCUAGCUGGACUACGCACAGUGUUAGCUCAGCUAGCUGGACGACGCACAGUGUUAGCUCAGCUAGCUGGACGACGCGCAGUGUUAGCUCAGCUAGCUGGACGACGCACAGUGUUAGCUCAGCUAGCUGGACGACGCACAGUGUUAGCUCAGCUAGCUGGACGACGCGCAGUGUUAGCUCAGCUAGCUGGACGACGCACAGUGUUAGCUCAGCUAGCUGGACGACGCGCAGUGUUAGCUCAGCUAGCUGGACGACGCACAGUGUUAGCUCAGCUAGCUGGACGACGCGCAGUGUUAGCUCAGCUAGCUGGACGACGCACAGUGUUAGCUCAGCUAGCUGGACGACGCGCAGUGUUAGCUCAGCUAGCUGGACGACGCGCAGUGUUAGCUCAGCUAGCUGGACGACGCACAGUGUUAGCUCAGCUAGCUGGACGACGCGCAGUGUUAGCUCAGCUAGCUGGACGACGCACAGUGUUAGCUCAGCUAGCUGGACGACGCGCAGUGUUAGCUCAGCUAGCUGAUUUUAAACAUUGCUAGCUAACGGAGCGUGUUGGUUGGGUCGGUUGCAGGUGUCUGACCCGGUCGUGUCUGACCCGGUCGUGGGUGAAUGACGCUCAAGUGACGACCGAGAUCGAUGAACUACAAACAGACGUUCAGUAAAGCGGUUGCUAAGUUACCUUGAUGAGUUCACACAGUAGAAACAGUAGAAACAGUAGAAGCUGUUGUUAAAUGGAGCGUUCUCGUCUGCCCUGAUGUAAGUUCAGUUGAAUUUAACUGUGUUCUGAUUGGCUGUUCCUGCAGGCUGGAGAGUGAUGUCACACUGUAGAGCCUCUCAGCUCCCUCGUAGAUCUGAGGUUACGUUGUGUAACCUUCAUGUAGUUUCAGCCCACCUGAAUCAUCCCGGGACCAAAAACUGAUGAAGGACACACUCGUUGACGGCGUCAGGAGGUCCGCUGGAGGUCAGAGCUGCAACGACUGAACAAUGAACCGGUUCUGAUCCGAAGAAACGAAGCAUGAAAUCUGAAACAGGUUUAAAAACUGCUCAGAAACAUUUGAUCUCAUAAUAAAAACCUGCUGCAGAGGUUCUGAUCCGGUCUCUGCAGAGGUUCUGAUCCGGUCUCUGCAGAGGUUCUGAUCCGGUCUCUGGACCAGAUCAACUGGGAGGUCAACGUGAUGGAGGAAAGUACAACGUCAGUGUUUCACAGACCCGCCUGAAUAAUGGAGGAUAAUUUCACAAAUCUAAAACGAUGUAUUAUUAUAUACUAUAUUAUACUAUUACUAUACUGUUAUACUAUAUUAUAUACUAUUAUUACUAUAAUAAUUAUUAUUAUUAGGCUAUAUGAAUUUAUGCAUUUUUCAUUUCACGCUGCUACUCGAGAUAAUCAGUUGACUAUCUGAUCAAAGUAAAUGGAAAUAUGAGAAUAGAAAGUGAGUUAAAUAAAAGUACAGAAAAUAAAUGUUCAAAUAAAAAGUUUAAUAUUUUUACAGUUUGGUUAAUUUUCAAAUCAGAAUACAUUUUUUAUUUUUCAGAUAAAAUGUUCCUGCAUAUCAGGGCUUUGACUUCCAUUCACCACCAACGUGUCAUUUCAAUAUCAAAUUCAUAUAUAAACUAUAUAUAUAUAAACAGGAUUCAUUUAUAAUGUGAAUUAUCUUCCCUCGGUGUUUAACUGAAGCAGGUUCAGAGCUGAAUCUUUCCUGAUGUUGUACUUUUAUUAUUCCAGAUGAUAUUUUUCUAUCUCUGCUGUGAGUCUGAACUCAGUGAACAUCUGACAAGUCGGCAGUUUGACGUGAUGACACAUUAAAAACGGUGGAAACGAGACUGAAGACAAAA